AGUUCACUCGAAUCAACUCCGGGGAAUCGCACCAUUCCCAAAUAAAAUCCAACUCUCAAAUUCAAAUUCAAACGAGACCUGCUCAUAAAGCAUCAAUGAAAUUACUACUAGUACGCCAUUGAGAUAUGCCUAAAGUGUGUGACAGAAAUAAACUGAGUUCGCGGGUGAAAAGUUCAGUUGUACGAACGAUGGCGUCGUGAAUUCUACGCGGCGGCAAUGGCUCACUACCGUUGGACCUUAACUCUAAUUUUAAUCUCGUUACCAAUCCUAGCAACAGUGAUAAGCGCAUUCCGCGUACGCGAUUUUCCUAAAGCAACGCACGAAACCUCUAAAACAGAUUUUAAGAAAAAGAGAUGUGAUAACUGUGACGAUAGUGAACUCAAGGUUAGUCAAAUACUACACACUGCUAAAAUUGAAAGUGGCAGGCGAUAUGAUGAUUUGAAGAAAGCGACACAAGAAAAAUUACAAAAGAUUAAUAAGAAAACUUCGGAAGCACAGUCUAAUUUAAGGUUUAAGCGUAAAGGUGAUGAGAACGAUGACGACAAUAAUGAUAGUAUAGAUUUUGUUAUUAGUGAUUCGGUGUUAAAUAAUAAUAUUCAUUCAAAAGCAAACAAAGAUAUUCAGCCAACUGCUAAAUUAAAGUCAAUGAAAUCUGUGAAUAAAGAAAAAGCCUACAACGAUGAUAGCGAUGAUGAUGAAGACGAAGACAAUGAUGAUGACGACGAUGAUGAAGACGAUAUUACUAUAAAUACAGGAAGUAAAGCUCCUCUCCUUUUGAAAAAUGUUGAAAAGAAAAAAAUUGAAACAAAGAUACUAGCCAGUGAAAUAGAUGAAGAUAGCGAUGAAGAUGAUGAUGAUAGCACAGACAGCGAUGAGAUAUACGAUGCAAAAAAAAAGCCUGUUGUUUUGCCAAAAGAUAUAAAGCCUCCUAGUAUUAAGUCAACAGCAAAAUUAGUCGUUACUAGUGCUAAAAAUGGUGAUGAUGAUAUUGAUAACAAUAAAGAUGAUAUUACUAAUUUUCUUUCGAAAAAAGUCAGCUCAAAACCGAAAGAGAUAAAUGAUCACCAAGGAAAUAUGAAACAAAGAGUGGUUGAAAAUGAUGAUGAUGAUGACGAUAAUGGUAAAGAUGACAGUGAUGAUGAUGACAACGAUGAUGAUGAUCAAAAACGAAAACCCAAACAAAAAUCUCAAACCAAAAUUGAAUCUUACAUAAAAAUUGUCAAAAGUUCUCCGACUAUAGAUGAUAAAUUAAUGUUCAAGAGCUGGAAUAAAGACGAAAAUACAGAAAAACAAAAAGAACGCAAGCUGGAAUUAAAAGAUCAGGAAUAUGAGAAUGAAAAACAAUCAAAUAAAAAUUUUGAGCAGAAAACAAAAGAUAAUAAACAGCAUCAAGAAGAAAAGAAAAUAAGUAAACCAACCAAAGUCGUAAAUCCAACAGUAACUACAAAAAAAGUUGAUGAAAAAGAAAUUAAGGAUGAAAACAUAACCGAAGAUAAAAGAAAAGAGCCUGUUAAAAAAGAAGAAGCCAAAAGAAAACCUAUACAACGUAGAGAGAUAAAAAGCAAAGAUGAAGAUAAAAAAAUAGACAAGAAAUCAGCAACGGAAACAAAGAAAACAGAAGAAAAACUGACUAAACACAAGACUGAUAUUAUACCCGAUACAGAACACAAAAAGGAAAAAGAGCACAGUAAAAAGGAUAAAUCGUCUAAAGAAACGCUUUUUGACAGUCGAGAAAUGUUCCCUAAAAGUGAAAGUAAUUUGAAACACGUGACGGAUGCUUUGCAGCGACGAAACUUACUCCAGAGUGAAUUUGAGGACUUUUAUGCAUUCUUCCCAACUUUUGCGCCAAAUUUCUCGCGUAUUCAUAAUCCGGAAUGUAGGCGUCACGGACAAAUCGUCUUGAGGCAAUUACGUGGAACAAAAUUAUGGGCUUUCAACAUGCUUGACGCAACAGCGAAGAUUCCCUCAGGGUUGCUUCAGGGCAACGGUCUUCAGUUGGGGGAUUACGACCAGUGCUUGAGCAGCCGAGCCCGAGUACAGUUGGAAUCAGGGAACGUGGUGAAAGUCCAGGGGCAGUACUGUUUGGCCAGUUUGGACGUGAAAGCGGAACAUCCAGACCUGGAGUUGCCAGUCCAUCUGGCGCAGGCCAAGAACCUGAUCAAGAGUAGGAUCGAUGAUCCAGGUCACUUCGUGCCGCGAUUUUCGACGUUAAGAUGGGGUGUAUGCGUACCAACAGCGUGCGCUCCUGAGGAUGUGGAGGUGGUGCUUAAGGACGCCCUCAAGCACUACCAGCACACCAGCGGCUUGGUGGUCAGGAUCAAGGUCGAUCCAACGGACUGUCACACGCUUGACGCUGAUUGGUGGGAGCGCUGGUUGGAACUGCCGACGAUAUUAACACUAUCUCUCUAUGCUUUCGUCGUUUUGCUGGUAUUUGUUGCGACUGUUCAAGACUUCAUUUCAAGGAAAAAAUCAACGAAGACCAAGGAAGAUGAAACAGACGACCAAGAGAUACGCCCUCAAAAAGAGACGGAAGAUGAACAGGAAGUAGAUGAAGUUUCAGAAAAGAAAGAUGGUGUAUUGAAUGCUUUCUCGUUAUACCAUUCUAUUGGAAAGCUGGUAGCCCCGUCCACCGAUGACGAGGUCGCCUCAAUUCACGGCAUCCGCGGACUCGCCACAUUAGCUCUGCUGGUUGCACACAAGUUCAUAUCAGUAGGAGUUACGCCGUUCUCCAACAGGCUGAAGAUCACGGAGACAGUAAGUUCGCCGCUAUGGUCAUGGUGUCGUGCCGGAUGGGUGUUCACUGAUUGUUUCCUGUUGCUUAGUGGAGCGCUGACUGCUCAUAGAUCUGGAGGAAAUACAUCUGCACCCUGGAGACUCUUCCAAAGAUACAUUAGGUUAACUCCCGCACUUCUAGCCCUGGUACUAUUUUACGCAUACGUUUGGGACGAUGUAUCACAGGGUCCUAUGUGGGGCACUUUGGUCACUAAGAACGCGGGGGUGUGCCAGGCUGGCUGGUGGUGGAACCUACUCUACGUUCAGAACUACUUCGGCUUCGAAGAUAUGUGUGCACCGCAAACACAUCAACUAGCUUUGGACAUGCAGCUGACAAUCAUAGGGAUCGCUAUUGUAUGGGCCAUACAGUCCAAAAUACCAUUCGCCAAAUAUGUCAUACCAAGCAUUUUGGUUUACGCCACUUAUUCAAGAUACAGUAAUGUACAGGAACACAGGCUAACCAUGGUUGCUUAUCACGGAGUCAGCGUCAGCCAGUUGUAUCGCACAGCACGGCUCAGCUACACGUCUACGCUGCAUCGGUCUACGCCAUACCUGAUAGGGCUGAGUUUGGGGCUAUUGUUGAGAAAACCGCACCAACAUGGCAAGAUCACUCUCACAUUUGGCUGGUUGAUUUGCCUGACGUUAUGGAGUCUCGUAUGGUGGGCAGGAUUCGAUACUGGUUCAACACAGUACCGGUACAGCGCAUCUUUCGCCGCUCAGUACGCCUCGCUCGCUCCCAUCGCUUCUGCUGCAGCGAUAGCGUGGGUGAUUUAUACUGUGCAUGGUGGACAAUGUGAAUGGCUUGCACGAUUCCUGAGUUGCCGUUUUCUGGCCCUCCUGAGCCGCCUCUCCUACGCUCUUUAUUUAACACAGUUUAUUGUAUUUCUUACCAAAGCUGCCAUUGUCAGGACAUCCACAGAAUUUACAUUAAUAUCUAUGAUUGAUGCUCAAGAAAUAUCAGCUAUACUAAUACUAUCUAUUAUUUUAACAUUAACAUUCGUCAUUCCGAUGCAGUCAGUACAUAAACUAUUCUCUUUUUCAUCAACAUCUGUGAAAGAAUUGGAUAAAGAAAAAAAGGUCGUUGAAGAAACAGAAGUACAAGAACAUAAAGAAGAAUUAAUAGAGAAUUCUGAAGAUAAUAUAGGAGAAGUUACUAACAUACCCCUGAUCCGAAAUCGACAACAUUUCGUAGCUCACAGAGAGGUCUUAGAAGAAAUACCUGAAUUAGAAAUAGAGUAUGAAAUGCAAAGAGAAAGGAACGAAGGCCUAGAAGAAAUCUUGGAAGAGGAAGAAGACGAAGAGCCAGAAGAAAGAGAAGAUGAUGAUGAUUUGGAAAUAAUCGAAGAGGAACAGGGAGGGGAAGACGAUUUGUGGGAAGAGAGAGAUACGUCUCUAGUUAGAAGACCUUAUAGCCGCAAUGAUAACGACCAAGAUUUAGACGAAUGGGAAUGGACUACUAACGGCAAUAAUCGUAAUGGAGCUCAAUAUUAUAGGUAUUCCAGAUAGCACUCGUAAUAUCCAAAUUCAAACGACGAAAUAAAAUCCCUUUUUUAUUACUCC
This is a messenger RNA of Diatraea saccharalis (sugarcane borer), 4332 nucleotides long. Lineage: Eukaryota; Metazoa; Arthropoda; Insecta; Lepidoptera; Crambidae. The record is from the annotation of a GenBank genome assembly.